Molecule: messenger RNA, 1140 nt
Organism: Sinocyclocheilus grahami
Lineage: Eukaryota; Metazoa; Chordata; Actinopteri; Cypriniformes; Cyprinidae
Product: myeloid-associated differentiation marker homolog
Exons: 3
Coding region: 1-861 (286 amino acids)
Cellular component (GO): membrane
Source: RefSeq, a predicted model, not a curated record
AUGUUGCACUUGGAUUUCAGAACACUGAUUCUGCCUAUUGGCAUUGUUCGGACAGUGGAGGUGGUUCUAACAUGCAUCUGCUUUGCACUGGCGGCGUCAGCGGGAAUCCCGAACACAGCCACGUCCCAUUGGGCUUGGUGCAUGUUCUGCUGGUGCUUCUGCUGUUUCACGACCCUCCUCAUCAUCGUUUUGGAGUUUACCAACCUGAACACCAAAGUGCCCAUUUCCUGGGAAGACUUCACCAUGGCUUUUGCUAUGUUGGCCACACUUAUGAUGGUCACCAUCGCAAUCAUCUACCCCACGUUCUUCGCCUGCCCCUCCUGCUCCAGGCAGAUCGGGGCGUCUGCGGUGUCCUGGUUGUGUUUCGGGCUGUACGCCGCCGAGGUCUGGUUGGUCCACAAAAGACCUGGUGAAACCAGCGGCUUUCUCACCACCGUUCCUGGUCUCCUCAAGAUCCUGGAGACAUUCGUCACCUGCAUCAUAUUCACGUCUUCGAGUCCCGCCGAAUAUAAGGAGGUUCCAGGGACGCAGUGGUGCGUGGCCGUCUACUCCAUAUGCUUUGUUUUUUCAUUGCUGAUUAUUUUCCUCACCAUCGCCAAGUUGGCUUCCAUCUUUCCAUUUUCUUUUGACAAAGCGGUCAUUAGCUUCAACAUCCUGGCUGUGGCUAUGUACGCAACCGCUGUUGUUAUCUGGCCACUCUAUGUGUUUGACGGAAACCCACGUCCAAAUAAUUGUAACCGGUGUUCGUGGGAUGAUCUGGUGGUGGUGACCAUCAUGACCAUAAUCAACUUCUUUGUGUACACUGGAGAUUUGGCCUACUCUGUUAAAAUAGUAUUCUUUACCUAUCACGGCCAGGAGUAACGCCUUACCCAUGCCAUAUCUUUGGUUUAACAUGAAAAAAUAUUCUAUGUAACAUGUGUAAGGAUGUUUUUGGAUAUAUAAGGAGCGGUCACAUACCUUACACGAAAUAUCACGGGCAAAAAAAGGUCCUUUGUUUGUCAGCAAUGUAGUGAUGCAUGAAGCACCGCUUACUGAGAGGUCACUUCCAAACUAAGAAGUUUCAACGAGGCGAAAACGCGAGUUUAAUGUUGAACAAACUUGAAUCUGAUGCGGAAAAUGCGCGGAAAACAUUUCCCCUCA